CGAGAUCUCUACUUCUUCCAGUAUCCCAAAACCCUAGAUCCCGAUAACAAGGACCAACGAUGGCGGAGGAGAAGAAACCGAUACAGAGAUUGCGUCAUCGAGCGAUGGUGUUGGAGUCCAUGUAUCCGGUCAUCGCUUUAAUGCUCAUCCUCGUCGCCUGCGUCGAGCUCUGUGAUGCCGCCACCGUCGUUGACGUAUACCGUCUCAUUCAGUACGACAUCUCCGGUGUCCCCUUUGGCUCCCGAUUUGCUUCGCUCAACCACCACGCCGCCUCUCUCAGCUUCCAGCGCGGCGCUGAUCUCUCCCGCUCCGUUCUCCUCGUCCCGUUCCGGGAGCUCGACGUGGGGUUCGUCCGAGAUUACAUUUCUCAAAAGCAGUCACUUGGGGGAUUGUUAAUUUUGCUUCCUCAGACGUUUAGCCCUGAAACUAGUGGCAGUAGCAGUCAGUUCUUUGAAACAGAGGGGUUCAGGAAAUUGUUAGCUGAACUCGAGAAGUUACUCAUACAUGGCAGCAUAGCUUAUCCAGUGUACUUUGCAUUUGAGAAUGAAGAGACUGAUGCUGUGUUGGCCGAUGUAGUAAAGAAUGAUGCACUUGGUCAGCAUGCUACUGCAACUACUGGAGGAUAUAAGCUUGUUAUCUCUGUACCGGAGCCCAAGAAAAUCGUGUCUCCCACAAUCACAAAUAUUCAGGGAUGGUUACCAGGAUCAAAAGCAGAUGGAGAUUCCAGUCAGCUUCCGACAAUUGCUGUAGUUGCAUCAUAUGAUACGUUUGGAGCUGCUCCUGCAUUAUCAGUUGGAAGUGACAGCAAUGGCAGUGGUGUUGUGGUGCUUCUUGAAAUAGCGAGAUUGUUUUCUAUUCUUUACUCGAACCCUAAAACGAGAGGGAGAUACAAUCUACUCUUUGCAUUGACAUCUGGUGGACCAUACAACUAUGAUGGAACACGAAAGUGGCUGAAGAGCCUUGAUCAGAGGAUGCGUGAAAGUAUUGAUUAUGCCAUAUGCUUAAACAGUAUUGGUUCUUGGGACAAUGAAUUGUUGCUCCAUGUGUCAAAGCCUCCAGAAAACGCCUAUGUAAAACAGAUUUUCGAGGGUUUCUCUAAUGUAGCUGAAGAGUUGGGUUUUGAAGUUGGUCUGAAACACAAGAAGAUUAACAUCUCUAAUCCCCGAGUAGCUUGGGAACAUGAACAGUUUUCAAGACUCAGGGUAACUGCUGCCACUCUCUCCGAACUUUCUGCUCCACCUGACUUGCUGGAAAACACUGGAGGACUGUUUGACACAAGGCAUUUCGUGAAUGAAGAGGCCGUUGUUAAGGGUGCCAAAUUGGUGGCUGAAAGCCUUGCGAGGCAUAUAUAUGGUCACCAAGGGAAAGACAUUCAGAUUUUUGCUGACGACAGUAGUUUAGCUGUAAAUCCCUUUUAUGUCAGAUCGUGGUUGGAUCUUUUGUCGCAAACCCCUAGGGUGGCACCGUUUCUCUCGAAGAACGAGCCAUUAAUCAUGGCUCUGAAGAAGGAAUUAGAGGAUCACACUGCAGAAAUUAGUGUACAACAUGAUUCAUUAGAAGAGACUUUCACCUUUUACGACUCAACAAAGGCCAAACUCAACAUAUACCAGGUGGCGAGUGUAACAUUCGACUUGUUGCUGCUGCUGGGGCUAGGAUCUUACUUGAUAGUGCUUUUCUGUUUCCUCGUCCUCACAACUCGGGGUCUGGACGAUUUGAUAAGCUUCUUUCGCCGACCUCCUUCACGAAAAGUCAAAAUGGCUUAAACCCAACCCCCAACGGUAACUUAACUCUCUCUCCUCGCUGGUUCUGGUUGUGAGCUUUUCCAUUGCUAUAUAUAUGUAUUUAUAUAUGUAGCUUUCUCUUUUGUUUUUGGGUUAUUUAUUUAAUUUUGUAACACUGGCGUUGUCGUGUGGGGACUUUUUGAAACGUAAAGAGGAUUGAGGAUGAGAGGAGGCAUAUGAUAUGAUAUGAGCGUUCAAAGGUAGAAGAAAUUUUGGCCUUUCUUACACUUGUUGUAUCUGUUGGUACCCCCCCUCGUUCCCUCCCGCUCUCUCUCUUGUUAUUCGAGGAAACCAUCAUCCAACUUUAGAGUGUUUUCUAAAUAAAUUAUAAAAAAUUAUUUAUUUCCUCCCA
Messenger RNA from Tarenaya hassleriana, 2133 nucleotides. Its product is annotated as nicalin-1. NCBI's taxonomy places the organism in Eukaryota, Viridiplantae, Streptophyta, Magnoliopsida, Brassicales, Cleomaceae. Gene Ontology annotation, cellular component: endoplasmic reticulum membrane. The record is from RefSeq and is a predicted model, not a curated record. The transcript is spliced from 14 exons. The coding region runs from base 60 to 1763 and encodes 567 amino acids. Gene Ontology annotation, biological process: regulation of signal transduction.